GUGGAACCGCCAUAGCUAUGGAGUUUUAUAGAAGUUCUAGAAGAUUACAAAUUCUUGGAUCUGUGAUUCUUCUUCUCUUUAUUCAUGGCGCUUACUCUUUUUACCUUCCUGGUGUUGCUCCUCAGGAUUUCGAAAAGGGAGAUGAAUUGAAAGUGAAAGUAAACAAGUUGACAUCUAUUAAGACUCAGCUUCCGUAUUCGUAUUACUCUCUUCCUUUUUGCCGUCCUAAGAAGAUUGUGGACAGUACUGAGAAUCUUGGUGAAGUGCUUCGUGGUGACCGAAUCGAAAAUGCUCCUUAUUCGUUUAAAAUGCGUGAGGCACAAAUGUGUAAUAUUCUCGGCCGUGUUACGCUUGAUGCAAAGUCUGCCAAGGCGUUCAAAGAGAAGAUUGAUGAUGAGUAUCGGGUCAACAUGAUCCUUGAUAAUCUUCCUCUAGUGGUUCCAAUAGAAAGAAUUGAUCCGGGUCAGGGUUCUCCAUCUGUUGUGUAUCAGCUAGGCUAUCAUGUCGGUCUUAAAGGCCAGUAUGAAGGGAGCAAAGAGCAAAAGUACUUUAUGCACAAUCACUUGGCAUUCACUGUCCGGUAUCACAGAGAUAUGCAAACCGAUGCUGCAAGGAUUGUGGGAUUUGAGGUUAAACCAUACAGUGUCAAGCAUGAAUACGAGGGACAAUGGAGCGAGAAGACCCGUUUGACUACCUGUGAUCCCCACACAAAGCGCCUUGUUGUUAGCUCGGCUACCCCUCAAGAAGUCGAAAAUAAGAAGGAAAUUAUCUUCACAUAUGAUGUUGACUUUCAGGAAAGUGAAGUGAAGUGGGCGUCUAGAUGGGAUGCUUAUCUUCUGAUGAGUGACAAUCAAAUUCACUGGUUUUCUAUUGUCAACUCUCUUAUGAUUGUCCUCUUCCUUUCUGGUAUGGUAGCGAUGAUUAUGCUAAGGACCCUUUACCGUGACAUUUCACGGUACAACGAGCUUGAGACUCAAGAGGAAGCUCAAGAAGAGACUGGGUGGAAACUCGUCCAUGGCGAUGUUUUCAGGCCUCCAACCAAUUCAGAUCUUCUCUGCGUCUAUGUUGGCACAGGUGUCCAGUGUUUAGGCAUGGUACUUGUCACUAUGAUCUUCGCCAUGCUCGGAUUUCUAUCACCUUCCAACCGUGGAGGUCUUAUGACAGCCAUGCUCCUUCUCUGGGUCUUCAUGGGCCUCUUUGCCGGUUACGCCUCUUCACGUCUCUACAAAAUGUUCAAAGGAACAGAAUGGAAGAGAAUUGCCUUCAGAACAGCCUUCUUGUUCCCUGCAGUAGUCUCAGCCAUCUUCUUUGUCCUAAACGCUCUCAUCUGGGGUCAAAAAUCAUCUGGAGCUGUUCCCUUUGGAACAAUGUUUGCCCUGAUCUUCCUCUGGUUUGGAAUCUCCGUGCCUCUUGUCUUUGUUGGCGCUUACCUCGGAUUCAAGAAGCCACCUCUCGAUGACCCCGUGAAAACCAACAAAAUCCCACGUCAAAUCCCAGAGCAAGCUUGGUACAUGAACCCAGUUUUCUCAAUCCUCAUUGGAGGAAUCUUACCAUUCGGUGCAGUCUUCAUCGAGCUCUUCUUCAUCCUCACAUCCAUCUGGCUCAACCAGUUCUACUACAUCUUCGGAUUCCUCUUCCUCGUCUUUGUGAUCCUUAUGGUCACCUGCGCUGAGAUCACCAUUGUUCUCUGCUACUUCCAGCUUUGCAGUGAAGACUAUCUCUGGUGGUGGAGGUCUUACCUCACCUCAGGUUCUUCUGCGGUCUAUCUCUUCCUCUACGCAGCCUUCUAUUUCUUCACAAAGCUCCAGAUCACUAAGCUCGUCUCAGCUAUGCUCUACUUCGGAUACAUGCUUAUUGCCUCUUACGCGUUUUUCGUGCUGACCGGAACAAUCGGGUUCUACGCUUGUCUCUGGUUCACAAGGCUCAUUUAUUCGUCGAGAACUCUCAUCGAAGCUACUUUUCUAUUCUUCUUCUUCUUCUUGGCUAAUUUUGCAUGUUGCAAAGAGAUUCUCGUUGGAGGCAAAACCAGCGCCUGGAAAAUCCCUUCUUCGCCUUCCGAGUCCCUAUACAAAUGGGCUGAGAGUUUACGGUUUCACGUUGGUGAUUCUCUUGUGUGGAAGUACGAUGGAGAAAAGGACUCGGUUUUGCAAGUGACAAAAGAUGCAUACAUUAACUGCAACACUACAAACCCAGCAGCUAAUUACAGCAAUGGAGACACUAAAGUGAAGCUAGAAAGAUCUGGUCCUUACUUCUUCAUCAGCGGCUCCAAAAGCAAUUGUGUUGAAGGUGAGAAGCUUCACAUUGUAGUCAUGUCCACUCGUGGUGGCCACACCGGUGGUUUCUUCACCGGUUCUGCUCCUUCUCCUGCACCAUCUCUGGCUCUGGGAGCUCCUGCUGUUGCUCCUGCCACUGGUGCUGCUUCUUCUUUGACUCGCCAAGUUGGGGUUUUGGGAUUUGUUGGAUUAUUAGGGAUUGUUUUGCUCUGAUUUUAACCUACUUUGUUCAAAUUCUAUCUCUGCUUUUUGAUUCUUUGAUCCACAAGAUUUGUUGAAUUCUUUUGCCUUUUGGACAUUAAUGUUAUUUCCAAAUACAAAAUUCACCAACCU
This is a messenger RNA of Arabidopsis arenosa, 2606 nucleotides long. The record is from the annotation of a GenBank genome assembly. NCBI's taxonomy places the organism in Eukaryota, Viridiplantae, Streptophyta, Magnoliopsida, Brassicales, Brassicaceae.